Loa loa (African eye worm) is the source of this 1009-nucleotide messenger RNA. RefSeq lists its product as hypothetical. The transcript is spliced from 4 exons. The record is from RefSeq and is a predicted model, not a curated record. The coding region runs from base 235 to 618 and encodes 127 amino acids. NCBI's taxonomy places the organism in Eukaryota, Metazoa, Nematoda, Chromadorea, Rhabditida, Onchocercidae.
GAGGAGUGAGAGUUAGGGUGUGAUAAAUUGCUGAAGUUUCCAGGAUCUCUAGAAAUCUUCAAGAGUUGCUGAUAGGACCAGAGUGGAUGGUCUGAUAGAAGAGCAGAGGGAACAAAAGAGUGUGUCGGCGAUCGAUGGAUCACAAUUUCAAGAAAAGUUUAUGUACUUAAACAUAAUAGGGGUGUGGAGCAGUAUACGGUACAGCAAGAUCAAAUAGAUUCACUAGGAAGAGGGAUGACGAUUAAUGAGGAUAACAAUCAUGAUGGAAGUAUGGCUGCACUGGAUCGUUAUGUUGCCCCUGGUUUGCGACUUUGGAUGCUUAUCGCUUUGGUGUCGGGAAUAUUAUUAAUUAUGGUAGUGAUCGUUUGCUGUUUCAUGCGAAUUCGAAUACCGCGCACUAAGCGACAAAUUGAUUUGAUUGCUGCAAGGAGAAAAAUGCGAAAAUCGAUUUUAUCUUCCGAACGUUUACCAGAUGAAAAAGCGCAGCCAAUCGUAAUGAAUAAAGUGAAACAGCCGGUUCAUCAAAAAGGUGGCAAUCGUCGGGAACACGAAGACGGUACCACUGAAUCCAUACCUCUUGUGAAUAAGGUUUCAAUGCAUGCUACUACUUCCGUUUAAAUUUCUUGCAGAUUAACAUUACCUAGCCGGCAGAAUCAAUUUUGCUUGCACCGUUCCUGCGCAAGCAGAGUUGCUGAAUUGCAGAAUUUCUCUCGACUUGUUAUUUGCAAGUAACACGUUUAGUUAAGAGGAAAUAACUGAAACCUGUGGAAACUAUAGUUAAAAGCAUAUUUAUUGCAUUCGAAAAUUUUAAUGCAGCAUGUCUUGAGUGAUCCAGCUCCAUAGGGACAUUUUUGUGCAUUACCUCGUUCCAAAAAAUGCUUAUUUCAGUCACUAAUUUAGCUGUUUGGAUUCUCUUAGCUUAAAUGAAAAUAUAUUUCAAUGUUGCGAAUAACUCGUGAUUUUAAUCAGUGCAAUCGGCGAAAAUAUCGGUUUAAUGGGGAAUACUGUU